GAAGACGGCCCGCCUAACGGAAAAGCCCGCCGCUGGAGUAGGGGAGGGACCCCUCCUCCCCCUCCUCCACGAGGGGAGGUAGGGGCAGAGGAAGCGAUACACAUUUGAUAGUAGUCUACCUCUCGCGGAGUGGAGACGCCCCGCAAUCUCCGUCGCGUGGCGAAGGAGGAGAGCAGCGAGGAGGAAGGAAAAAAAAAGGUCCCAGAAGAAGAAGAAGGAGGAGGAGGAGGAGGAAGGUAAAAAAAAAGCGCUAGAAACUGGGUCUUCGGGGAGCCCCGAAGUGCGCGGAUCGCCGAGAGAGUAAAAGUGGGAGAGUUUUAAGCUAUGGUUCGGGUGCGAGGCUUGGCACACGCACGUCGACCGCGAGUGACCCACGUCGGCGAGGCAGUGUGAAAAAAAACAUUCCAUCCGCGCGUGGCGGUGGGGAGAGAACGUCGGGGUCCCGCGCGUGAAAUAAGGAAAAGAAAAGGAGCAACAACGAGAAGAAGAAGAAGAAGAAGGCAAGAGAAGGACCUCCCACUCCUUCCUGGAGGAUUACCGUCGUCGUCGUCGUCGUCGUCGUCGGCUGUUGUUGUUGUGCGCGCGCCCCGCGGACUGGGUGCUUGUGUUUAUAUCGCGUGUGUUCGCGUCGAGGCGCGUGUAAGUGCGGCCCCUCGCUGCCUCGCGGGAUAUCUAGUCUGUGGGCAGCCGAAGAACCCGGUGACUUGGACGACGGCGCGUGCUCUUAGCUUCGGAUGACCGCGCCACCCAGUUGGAUCCCCGGCCCCAUCGGAAACACCUCGGUGGCUCUUUGACACAGGGUGCGCAGCCGAGGCGGGCGCCGGCGGCCUGUCCGAUGAGCGCGGUGGACUGGUACUGCCACUACCCGCGCAUCGCGUCCCUGCCCCAUGCGCCGCCGCUGUUCGCCGGCCUGGACAUGCGCGAGAAGGACUCCAGCCCGCGCAAGAUGCUGCUGUCGUCGGGCGGCCACAGCUCGCCCAAGCAGGCGGCCAUGUGCCCGCUGUCGCUGUCGCUGUCCCAGCAGCCGCGCCGGCGCGACGAGCCUUUCGACCUGUCGCGGCACACGCCGGCGCCGCACAUGUCCCCCGCGGGCCGCCCGCACGACGGCGACGACGACGACGACCCGCAGCCGCUCGACCUGCGGGUGGAGCACAAGAAGCUGUCGCUCGUCGUGAUCCGGCGCCGCCUGGAGGACGAGAACAGGAACCUGAUCCUGCGGUCGCCGUCGCCGCGCAAGGACGAGGCGCCUGCGGCCGGCGCCUACCCGGUGCUCUUCCCGCACCCCGCCAUGCUGGAGGCGCUGUACGGCGGCGGCAAGGACCCGCCCCGGCUGGGCUACCCGGGCUUCGCGCAGCCGCCGCCCCGCGCCUACCCCUUCGGCCACCCCCCCGCCGCCUUCCGCGGCCACGCGCCGCCGCCCCCGCAGCAGCAGCAGCAGCCGGCCUCCGCCGCGCCCGGCAAGCUCAAGGACCGCUACAGCUGCAAGUUCUGCGGCAAGGUGUUCCCCCGGUCGGCCAACCUCACGCGCCACCUGCGCACGCACACGGGCGAGCAGCCCUACAAGUGCAAGUACUGCGAGCGCUCCUUCAGCAUCUCGUCCAACCUGCAGAGGCACGUGCGCAACAUACACAACAAGGAGAAGCCGUUCAAGUGCCCGCUGUGCGACCGCUGCUUCGGCCAGCAGACCAACCUGGACAGGCACCUGAAGAAGCACGAGGCUGACGGCCCGUCGAUCCUGGACGACCGGGCGCCCCAGGCGCGGGCCCGCGCGCGCGCCGGAGAGGACUCCUACUUCGAGGAGAUACGCUCGUUCAUGGGCAAGGUGACGGCCGACGGGAGGCUUGUGCACCCGCUGGCGCACCACCACGCGAGGCAGCACCAGCCGGCGGGCUACCACUACGGCGCGCUGCCCCGCGCCUACCCGGAGGACGCCAAGGACACCUUCUCCUCCAGGUCCUCGUCCUCCUCGCUGGGCUCGUCGGCCGCCAAGGGCGAGCAGGAGCGGCCCCGCGGCAGCUCCUGGGCGGCCGCCACGCCCACCAGCGCCGAGGAAGACGACGAGGAGGAGCGAACGACGCCCUCGCCCACCUGAAGCAGGCCGUCUUGACCCUCCCAGACGUCGCUUUCAUUCGCCGUCACAACUCGCAUUACGUCCGCAGAACCAUCCGUCCGAGUUUCGCACGCAUCGCGGCUGAAGAGACAAGGAUAAGAAAAGAAAAAAACAGGAAAAAAAAAAUGACGUGGAAGAAGAAAUCGAGAGCAGUGGUCCGUGUACGACCGAGGCGCCCCGAGUGUUCUUGCGGGCCGCGGCGAAAGUGCGAGCCCUGGAGCGUCUGGUGUCACCAAACUCGUUCUUGGUUUUUUUUUUCUCCCUCCCCGUGUCGCUCGCCUUGGCCGCGGGGCGCGCGCCGGUCGCGGAGAGGAGGGGGGGGGGGCCGACAGAAACUGGACUACUUCGGUCGACCAGGAACGAGACGAACAAGAAGAAAAAAAAAACGAAGAGCCAGAAGAUAUAAUGCGGUCCGGAGGAGUUUCGCGGAUACCGCCGCAUUCAUAAAUAGCGAUGAUAUACAGACACAGUGAACCGCUUUUGGUGCCGACGACGGAAAAGAGAUUUCCAGGAAACUCGUUUAUAUAUAUUUUUAUAUUUCUUUCCUACUUUUUCUUUUUUUCUCUCUCCGAAACACGUGUAUUCUUCCUCGCUUAGAGGCUACUCUUUCCUUCUGUCGCAAUUCCUCUUUUAAGUGGCUGCAUUAUCGUUGUGCACUAACGUUCGCCAGCAGAGAACGUAAAAGAACGCCAUACUUAUAUAUAUAAAAAAUUGAACAUUAAUGUUGUUGACUGAAACUAAUCUAAGAGCUCGAGAUUCGCACUGAGCGCAUUUCUCACUUUUGCUACUGAACCAUGCGAGGGCUAUACGUUACGAUCACAAAUCGCUGUUGCCUUUUUCAACUGUAUACUUAACAACGAAGCCAUGCUGAGUAAAAUAUGAGCCCUAUUAAUAUUACUGAUGACUCCUAACCUGAGGGCUGGUUUCACUUGGAGAUUUAUUUUUUAAAAAACUUGUUCUGUGGACCCUUACAACAUGCCGAUCAUUUUAUCCUAAAUAUUUCUAAACGGCGAUACUGUUUUUAGACUUAUUUAAUUUAGAAACCAAAAUAAAAAAAAAUAUUUUAGGUUGUUUUCAUACAGUACAAUAAUCAAUGGUUUUCCAGCUUGAUGUUCAAACUUGGUGAUUGUCAUGUACAUUCAAAUAUAUGUUAUAUAUUUUUUUUUAUAAAAUUUAACUUUUCGCUAAUAUAAGGGAAAAUGCUUACAUUAUAAUUCAAACAUAUUUAUUUUUCAUACAUAGCAAUUAAAAUGUUUUGUUUUAAGAAGAUGACCAUAAAGAAAACAGUGAAAUAUUGGGAACGAUAAACAGCAAUAAAUUAAAUCGGUAUUCUAAAUACGCACCAUGAUACGUUAAAUCUCUGAAAGAAAAAAAAUAUUUUACCAGCAUGUUACGUUACAUUUUUUUUCUUAGUUUUUGAAGUAUUAUAGUAAUCAUUAACUAAAUGCAGAUAAUUUACACACAUUUGGAAACAAGAAAGUACUUUUUAUAUAUUUGUCAGUAUGUAUAUUGAUAUAUAUAUAUAUAUUUCUAGAUAAAAUAAAUGUUUACAUGUUGGAAAAAUCUAUCAGGCCUAUUUGUGAAAUAUGUUUACUUUGGAGUAAUAAUAAAUUGGUGAUUCUCCUUAACUUUCCCCCAAUGCAUGAUUAAAAUUUGCAUUGCCAACGAUUUAAAUUAAUAGAAUGCAACCGUAUAUUUUAUUAUUUUAUUAUUAUUAUAAUUAUUAGCUUUCAAGUUUUCCUAGUGAAAAAUUUUAACGUUAAAGUAAUUCCACCGUGAAGUUUUUGCUGUCCGUUUAGUGUUUGUUAUAAGUAAAUAAAAACGCACAUAUUUAAAAUAAACUAUGUUUAAAAUGAUUUAAUUUUUAUUUUUUGGUCAGUAAUUUGAUCAAAUUGAAACCGUAAUUUUAAAAUUUCAAUGCACAUAUAAACAUAAAAUAAACCACGCUUUUUAAUACAAAGGACUUCGGCGUAGCACAUUGUAAAAAUGUACAAGCUGAAGAUUUUCACCUGCGUUUCCACUCGAAGAAGUGGAAUUUUUAAGGCCCCCUUAAGAGCGUAACAUUUAUGAAUGCACAGCCAGUAUAAAAUAUUGAAAAUAUAAUAACAAGAUUGAGAAAAACAAGCUAAAUAAUAACAAAAAAACUUUUAUUAAAACUGUUAUUAAUUCAUUAUUUUUAAAUGUGGUUACUUAUAUUACAGCUGUAAUACUGUUUUUUGAGGGCGACGGAAAGAAAAAUUCUCUAAAAGUCGGGGCUGUGCACAUAAUAACUCAAGAAGAAAUAAACACAUACAAUUUUUUCUGAUACUUAAUCUUAUAUUCGUUACCUAAAGCUAGUUUCAGGGUAAUAUGCUGUAGGCAAAUUUUGGCCUUUUUAAGCAACCAGGUAAAAAGCUUAAAUAAGAAAGCAGGUGCCUCUUCAUCAGGAGAAACAUUCCAAGAAUCUCUUUUAGUAUCAAUUAUUCGAAAAAGCACGAAUAAUACGUUUGUAAUCUUAUUCACGUUCUUACAGCCUGAUUUUAAUGAACAGGAUGCAAAUUUUAAUUGAUUCAUUUCAGGUUAGCAACUGAAGAUGACUUAGGUAAUUAUUAUACUCUUCUUCUGUAAAUGUAUGUACCGAAGGUCUGUGUUUUGUUGAACCAAUGAUAAUGAUGAUAAAAUGUGUACUAAAAGUUGCUGAUGAAAUUUUCAAACGUUUCUUAUACUUUUAUUGGGAGGUAUAAUAACUUCAAAUAUAUAUCAUUUUGUAUUUACAUAUAUAAAAAGUGUCAAAUUUAUUUUUUUUAUAUUUUUUUUUCAAAAUUCUAGCCUAUUUUUUACCUCCAGUCAGAUUUGGCUUAUUAACGAACUAAACGGUACGUGUUAAAAUAAAUAAAAAUACAUACAUAAAUGUAAACAUUUACAAAUUGAUGAUGGUUUUGGAAUAUAGGAACCCCGAAACGAAAAAUUAUGUUAACUGUUUACCAGAAAUUGAAACUUUAUAACUGCUGCAUGAGUAUUUCUUCUAAAUGUACUUGAAAAUCAAGAAGGAGUACUAACCAUUCCCCUACUCACCCGAGUUUCCUUAAAACAGUUACAGAGUUUGUUUGGCUUUUGAUGCUGGCCUAAUCAACUGAGGCUCGCGAAAGUUGUGCGCAAAGUUUGUGAACCACCCGGUUUUGUAGACUUAGAGGAAAUUAGGGGAAAGGACGAGUGAUAUGUGCGGGAGAGUUUGUACACCGCGAGGUGUACACAUCCCAUAUCUCUGUUGAACUCGCCCCGAAACUGUUGCAAACAAUGUGAUUCCUGCGUUACUGGUUCCCGUUUUUUUUUCCUCCUUAACCAGAGCCGGAAACUUUCCAAAGAAAAAAAACUGGCCAACUGGGGAACUUUCUCUGGAUUUUUUUCCCCUUCUUUUAAUCACCUGCAGCCUUCGAAUCCAGGUCUACUUCAAUGUUGAAGAUGCGGUUUAAUUCUGACUUAUCAUUCACCUCCUUGCGUUGCACAGUAACUACUUUUUUUUUUCUUUUCUUGUUUUGCGUAAUCCUUCGAUUUACUUUAACGCCAAGGAAAAACUAGUGACAUUAGUGUCAAACAUUAAAUAAAGAGAAAGCAAGGCUUCAUAUCACGUACCUGAUAAUGCUCCUGUAAAAAAAUUCCAAACAUUAAGUAUGUCUAUAGAAAUGGUUUUAAGUGGAAAUUUUACUGCUUAAGGAACUAUUCAAAUCCGCCAAAAGUUAUUUCAAGGAAAAUAAAAAAUCUUUUUCAUAAAAUGAAAAAUUCAUAUAUUAAAACUUUACCAGAUCAGUAUUUUUAAUGUAAUAAUGAAUUGAAGAGUAUUAUCGUACUAAGAAAUCCUAAAUUAUUAAAAAUAUAAUUAGAAAUAAUGUGGAUAUCAUUACAAAAACUGGUUGUUUUAAAAUAUCUUAAAUGCUGUAACUGUAAUACGACUAUUUGUAAUUACACAUAUAAAAAAUGAUUCAGUUUAAAUAGGUUUUAACACAUUUUGAAAAGCAUUAAUUGUGUGAGGUAACGUUUAUACUUCAUUCUCACAAAAAUUAAAUAAAUAAAUAAAUAAAAAUCCUGACGUUCACAUCUGUCAGUGAACAGAACAAACAAAUAAUGCACUAUUUAAAAAAAAAUAUAUUUUUUUGCAAUGUUCCCAUUUGCAGUAGUAGGAAGACUAAUUCCAAUGACAAUGGUGUGAUGUGAGGAAGUUAAAAAAAACUUUUCUGAACAGAAGUAAAAAAAAAAGUUACUUGUGACCUCGUAGCCAUUUAAGUUCCGUAUAUCUACCGCUGAAGCAGUUUACAACAUCCAAAGCUCGAAUCAGGAAAUUAACUCCUAUAACUACACUUGGCAUCUUUCCAAAAGUUUUUUAAUGCACUUGUAUUAACUAACUCCAAAGUUUGUAAGCAUCCUAAAUUCCUUUGCAUUGCAAUGAAACAGUAAAAAUACAUUCCUGUCAUUAAAUGUCUUGGCGCUAUAAAAAAUGUGGAUUCAAAAAGUUGUCCUUUAAGUACGAUCAUAUCUUUACUAACCAAAUCCCACUCAUCUUAGUUAAAAAUUUCCACAAGAAUAAUUGAUUUUCUUUGCGGAACAAAUGCUUUUUUGUGUGAGCUCUAAGGCGAUAACACCAUGAAUGUUUCGUUUCACUUUAUUGUUCCGUAUAGCUUUCAGAAAAUAUAUAAAUGUUACCUGAGAGUUGUAAAAUGUGACGCAAGUGACACGAAAUUUUAUUUAAUGCUGUCAAAAUAACUCUUCGUUAAUCCCCGGCGACAAAAUUUUGAACCAAAAAAUAAAUAAAAUGUCAAGUGAUUUUUGUUGUUCCAAAAUAUUUAUGGGAUAGACAGCUAAAAAUAGCAACGAAGAGGAAAUGAAAUGAAAAUAACACUGCGCGCGGUCCGCUGUGACGUAGCAUCCUGUCAAUCGAAACCACUGAGAGAGAAUGUGUGAGCUAUUAGUCUUGCAGCACUCGGCAGAGAUGUGUAACGUGUAACAUCGGUAACUUUCAAAUUCACGUGUUCUCAUGUUGCAUGUAAACUUACAAUACGAAACUCGGACAUGAAAUUUUGAAGAUUUUUUUUUUUUUAAAUAAUGCCUGCCGAUCGUGAUAAAUACAAGCAAAUUGUGUUUUCAACUAAAAUUCUGCGCGCGCCGGAACAGCUACGUCGACUAUUUAUAAUGAAACGGCUCCGAUAAAAGUUAAAAAAAAAAAAAAAAAAAACUUAAAAACAUUACUAACCCCCGGCUUUGGAUCUGAUUUUCAACACGGACUUUUAUUUUUUUUUUUUUAAAUGAAUGCCCAUCUUUUUAAAAUGCAUUCAAAAGUUAAUACCAACAAUUUCCCUUUGGCUUUGCGAACUUUGGUUCCUAGCCAUCCGCCACAGAUGACAUCACCGUGUGGUCACACGUUUCCGUUCCACGAGACUUCCCGUUCCGUUCACGGGAAUAUCUCCCGUCAAACGCCGCCGUGGGUCGAGAGCUAAGAUGUUACACGUCAAAAAAAAAUAAAAAUUCCUCGCGAACCCCCUCGCGACGCUUCGAGGUCGGCAGCUUUCCCCCGGGGUGUUGUUUGUGUGUUGUUGGGUAAGUUUUGCGGAGUGUGGAAAUUGGGGGGGGGGGGGGACAGGCCAAACUAGAUCAGCCGCUGAGGACGGCCUGUCCGCUCGGAGGACAACGGCAUCGCCGCGAUGGGAAGCGACGUGCUAGGUCGACCGCGCCGCCUCAUGCGUAGCUUCGUCCCGCCAUCCGAAGGCCGCCCGGCCAAAACCUCGUUCAGAGCCUCCAGGUGUUCAAAGGGGUUGCAGGUAUCCUUAAUUAUUUUCAUUCCUAUAAUUUCACCUUUUCGGCUCAUUACCUACUUGAUAAAACUCUUUAACACUGACUGGCUGACAGGCGACGCAUGCUCUAAAUCGGUGGGGUCUAGAAACAUGGAAAAAAAAUUUCCAAAGGAGUUACUUAUAUAAAGUAGGUGAGAAAUAAGAAAUGAGUUUUGAAAAUUCAUCCCCUUCGGUGCUAAAUUGGGGAUGAAAUUUCGUAUGGAAGUUUGUCAUUUUUUUGAAGCUAGAAAUUUGAAAAUCGGUGCUUAGGUUUCUGUUUAUAAAUAAAAAAAUGUUUUUAUCAGAGUUUUUGGUAAUAAUAUAUCAUAUAAUUAGGAUCAAAUACGUUCUCAUCAGACACAUGGCUGGUUUGAAAAAAAAGUCAUAAAAAUAACUCUUUCCAAUUGUUUUUAAGGUGUUUUAUAAAUUUAAUAUCCAUUUUAUUUUAUACUUAUUAUAAACUUUAAGGAAUGAUUUUUAUGCCAAACCUUGCUUGAACUAACAGCUCGUCACCGUGUUUAACACGAUAAGAAAUUAAUCGUUUGUGUUAACCUUUAACACGUAACACUCAUUUUUUUGUACAUCAUUUAUAAAUCAAUAAAAAUUUUGUAUUUCACCGAAACCAUGAAAAAAAUCCUGUUUGUGGGAUUCUAGAAAAAGUAAUUUUUAUUGAUUUAUAAUUAUAUGGAAAAAAUAAGUAAUACAAGAUAAAGGCUACAUACAAACGAUUAAUUUAAAACCAUUUCAUGCUCUUGGUUCAUGCUAGGGUUGACAUAUGAAUUGGCCUUUAAGUUUUGAAAUAAUAUAAAAUAAAUAAUUAUAAAAUUUAUAAAUUUUAUAUAACAAUAAAGAAAAGUUAUACUUUUUUUUAAUCAGUAAAUAUGAAACUGGAAGCAAAAUAAUUUAGGAUACUACUCCCUUAACCACUGUUUACUAACUGCUUGGUAUUUGUUUGAAGUAUCUGAUUACAACUGCCCAUUUAGAACCAUUGCACUUACCAAUACAAGAUUAGUUUUAUGUUUUCCUCCUGAACAUGCAUUUCUGGACAGUGGAAAAGGCGUAAACCGGUGUUUUCACUUAAGUUUUUAUAAAUGAAAAAUUCCAAACGCAGUGUUUUAAGUGGAAAGUGAGUGCAUGGAGCCUUUAUCUUUAAUAUUCCAUCAUAAAAUUUCAAAAAUUUCAAGGUUAAGGCGUGGAAGUCCCAUAGAAGCGCGUUACCGGUGCGAAGACUGUACGCUUCGUGUUUCUUCGGCAGCACUCGGCAGUCGUCGGCCUGUAUUUGUGUUGAAAUGUUUUAUCCCAUUGCUCCUUCUGAACAAUGUUUGCUGUCUAACACUAAAUUAUGGAUACAUUUUCUUUAAAAAUUAGCGUUUAGUGAUAGUUGGAGAUAUUACCCGAUAACACAUUUUUUCGCUCAGAAGUCCACUCGUUUCGUAGUAUAUUGUGUCUGAUAUUUUACAAAUAUUUACCGUACUGCAUUACGUAUUGUGGUACCAAAUUUAAAUACGUAGUAAUGUGUGUUUAACGUCAUAUAUUUUUACCAUAAAAAUUAAAAAAUUUAAUUGAUUUAUUUUUGAUUGUCUUCAGUAAAUGUAUUUAUUAUUUUCAUUUAUCUCAAACGAAUUAUUUAAACUAAAACAUAUGAGCCUCCAAAGGACGCAAAAAAAAAAUUAAUUUUUCAAAUCACGUAAAAUAACAUUUUUAGUGUUUUUUUUUAUCAAUUCAAUUAAAAUAUUUUAUCAUCAUUUUCAUGACGUAAAUUUCUAGUUAAUAGUAAAGAAUACUUUGCAAUUUUUUUUAGAAGAAACGCUUUUAAAAUUGUAGAAAUAUUAAAAAUAAUGUUUUUUUUUGUCGUUAAAUGAAUGCUUUCUCUUUGUAUUCAACGUGUGUCUUUCAACGUUGAAAGGUCAACAAUUACUAUGUUUAUGAAUUUUCAUUGUUUUCAUCGUUCCCAAUGACACAACGAAAUGUAAAACAUCGAAAAAGAAGUUUGGAAUUACAUUAAUAUGGCUUUUAUACAUUUCUGAAAGUGGCCGUUCAUAGGUAUUGAUUUCAUAAUAUAUUUCUAGCACUGUAUGAAAGAGGCUUGCUCACACAACUCCAAAGAUUAGAGGAAACUCUUUACUUCAAUAACUAAUUGGUCCUAUUACAUUGUAUUCUCUAAACUUUUAACUUAUAAUGAAGUUGUAAAACAAGGAUUUAUUAAUUUAAUGUAUUUUUAAACCACAUCUCAUAAAAUAAAUCUAAUCUCAGUAUACUGUACAUUUUAUUUGAAUGUUUUACCACAUACGUGAUUGGCAUUGUAAGGGUUUACCAGAUCAUCCACAGUACGCCUACUUUAGUUUUUAUGAAAACUGUUCAUUCAUGCUCAAUCUAAGAACUUAUAAUGACAUUUUAUAUUAAAAGAUAUGUCAAUGUAUAAAUUUUUUUUUAAAUAAAUAACUGUGCACAAACAUUUAUUUCAAUAGAUAACAUUCCAAAAGUUUGCUUCAACAAGAAAACUUUCUUAUGUAAUAAUUUAAAUCAAAACCAAACUGUUCUGAAAGUGUGAGUGAUAAACUAAAAACAUGAUUAAUCGUGAACCUACUAUAUGACUUUAUAAUAGACUGUUAACCGAGCAUACGUUAUUUCUUAUAUUUUUUUCGAAAAUAAAAUACUUCCAUUUCUUUCUUAUUAGAUUUGUUGUAUCGCUUAAAUGACUUUUAUUUUUGGAAAAUUGUUGUGUCUGUUAGCAAAUUAAGCAGUGCUUAGUAAUGUAAACAUGAUGUGUUCCUAUAAAACGCAUUGGGUGCGAUAAAUAAAAAGUUACCUUCAACCGAGUGUUGAAAUGAUAUAGCUGAUUUUAUACGAGAGAGAAUAAUAUAACGCUAAAAAUGUACGAAUGUAAAGCAAAGAAAAGUUCUAAAAUCAGGUGACUAUGUUGCUAGCAAAAAUGUACACAAAAACGAAAUGAAAAAAUGAAAUAUAUCUAAAAUUAUUAAUUCAUUAAAUAAAAAUUUAACGCCCAAUUCAGUAGCAGUCAAUAGAAGAUAUUUGAUAUUAUAUAUUACAUCAAAAUAUUAGAUCUAAAAUUUAUUUAACAAUCAGUUCUACAAAACCAAACAAAAACAAUUUUGUAGAAGUUCAGCUACUAAAACUAAAAUUCUAAUAGUUAAUAAACCAGAUGCUUUAUCUGACAGCAAUAUUUCCAAAAAUUUGUCAAGUACGCCUGAUUUUCAGAUCUUUUCUUCUAAUGAGCAGAAAUGUAAGGUGCUCAGAAAACGAAUUGUACCGAAAAAAAAGAAGACAGAAAACUAGUUUGUAUAAUUUAUAGUGUUGUAUAAUUUAAGUCUAAUUGUACAAGUGAUAUAUAAGUUCUUAAUUUUACAUAAAUUUAAGAAAUUUCAAAAUCACUUAAAUAUACAAGACUAUUAAACAUUAAAUUUUAUUCUAAACACUGAGAACUAUUAUGAAUCAUGUAUACUGUAAUAGAUAUCCUAGAGCUUUACUUCACCCAGAAGUUUUUGCGAGUACUUUCAAUCCAUUAGUAAAUGUAAAUUUCAUCUUUUGUGUCAGAUACAAAAAAAAAUUAAAUAAAUGUGCCUUUUAUAAACUGCCUUAGUAAGAACUGUAAACAGAUGUUAAAUAUAUUAUGGUGAUAUUCCUUCAAAGCAAGGAUAAUAGAUAUAUAUUUUUUUCAAGUACAUGUUAAAAAUUUAGUUUAACCAUUGCCUUUUAAAUUUUUAUGUAAGUCAAAUUCUUUCUGUUGGUCAUUAACGCAUAAGAAAUAUUUCCUUUUGACGGAGAUUAGAUUUGAAUUAAUUCUUAAAAUGGAAUAAGUACUUACUUUUACUUCGCUUUGUUCACAAAAACCGCAGAAAAUGUGUUUUUGAAGUAAUUAAAUAACACCAUUAGAAUAAGUAAUUAUUUUGUGUUAAUUAAAUAUACAAAUGAAAUGAUAUUUUAGAUUUUAGUUUCAUUCGUAGAGGUGAUAAAGAUAUUAAUUAAAAUAAAUUAUGGUUACCAUUGAGUCUCUCCUUUGUAUAUGUGAAUUUAAGUGCUUAAAAAGCACUAGUCAUAUAAUAUGUUCAAAAAUAUCUUCUAUGUAUUAAUAAAGUAGAUAUUGAAAUUGCAGAAAUUGACUCUUGUGUUUUUUAACUUAUGUGCUAAAUAUUUUAAAUGUUUAUUUACAUUUUGACUUUUAAAGUCACAAGUCACAAGAGAAUGUCUAUGUCUUGUACAAUAAGUUUUUUUUUCAAUAUUAAAAUAGUUUAUCUCCUGUUGACUGUAAAGAAAACGUAAUAAAACUCAUUGCUGAUUUACAAAUGAA
Molecule: messenger RNA, 12220 nt
Organism: Bacillus rossius redtenbacheri
Lineage: Eukaryota; Metazoa; Arthropoda; Insecta; Phasmatodea; Bacillidae
Product: MDS1 and EVI1 complex locus protein EVI1-A-like
Exons: 2
Coding region: 836-2092 (418 amino acids)
Source: RefSeq, a predicted model, not a curated record